UUGUCUCGUUCUUCUUAGUCAUUCAUCUGCAAUCACUAAUUUCGCUUCCUAAAGCUUUUAAGGUGUCCCUUGUUAAUCGCAUUUUAGCCAGGGGGUGUCGGUUGUAAUGGUUACCACGCUAUAAAUAUGGAUGUUGUCCAAAUUUUCGUUCUCUGAGGAUUCGAAGGCGGCGGCGCUAUCACACGACACUUAAGAAAUUGAUGACUUGCUAAGCGGAGUUGCAGUUUUGUGACUGUUAGACAAAUUAUAUGCAAGAUGUCAAAUCCUGCUACUUUACCAACACCUGUGAAGGACGUCCAAGGUGAUAACAGAUGGAUGAGCAUGCAUGAGAGAUUUUUACAUGAUGGCAAGUUUUCUCCAUGUAAUGUUUUAUUCAUUGGCGACUCACUGAUUCGCAAUAUGAAGGAGACUGAGGCUUGGGAUACUUACUUUGCACCCCUAAAUUCUCUUAAUUUUGGAAUUGGAGGAGAUUGUACAGAGCAUGUGUUGUGGAGAAUAGAAAAUGGAGAACUGGAUAAUAUUAAUCCCAAGGUUGUUGUAUUAUUGAUUGGAACAAAUAAUCAUCACAGUACAGCAGACCAAGUUGUAGAAGGAAUUGAAUCAGUUGUAUGGAGUAUAACAAGCAAGCUGCCUUCUGCAAAAAUCAUUGUACUGGGUCUACUUCCACGAGGAAAACAACCAAACCCUCUCCGCGAAAAACAUUUCCAGGUGAACCAUUCACUCAAAGAACUGAUUGAGGCCAUACCAAACUCUCUAUAUCUGGACUCGGAUCCAGGCUUUGUCAGAAGUGAUGGAGUUAUUAGUCACGAAGACAUGUUCGACUAUCUUCACAUGACCAGAAAAGGAUACAAGAAAUUCUGCAAACACAUCUCAGAAGUCAUCGUUAAAUUUCUGAAAUAUUAGGUAUUAGUAAAGACAGUUUGUGCGUGACGUCUCGUUUACCAUUGGUUGUGCGUAAAAAUGGAAAAAAAUGUAUAAAUCGCCCGUAUUGGUAGUCUCCUUCGCAAAGGCUGUUUGAUAUUGUCACGCAAUAGUGCGUUGCGAUAUCAGAUAUUACGUUACGAGAUUUUGCGUUCCACGAUAUUGCGUCACAAGAUUUUGCGUUACGAGAUACUGCGUUACGACACUUAACGUUAGGAGAUAUUGCAAGAUAUUGCGUUGCGACAUCUUGAAGUGCAAGAAAUUAAUUUCAUCAAUAUGAGUGAUUAAAUAAUGUGGUGGGGAAUAUGCUAUUUUUAUUCAAACUAUUUCUCCUGGUUUGAUUCCCUGUAAAAAUUUGACUUUUAUCCAUGUGGGUAAAAGGCACCUGUGUUCGCCGCCUUUCUUCAAUUCAAGAAAUACCUUUAAAAAUUAUGUAUUUAAAGACGAGGGUAUGAAAUUAAGUUUUCGAAAGUAAGAGGAAUGGCUUAAAUUAUUUCUUCCCUCCGUGGAAACGAAACUAACUUAAUAUAUGAAUUAAGAGUAAAACUGCAGGUCAAAAUUCAAAAAGGAAUUUAAUUUCUCAGCGUUAUACAUUAUGGAACGACUUCGCUCGUCUUCUGGCAUGAGCAUGAAGUCGCGUCAAAUUCAAUUAGUGAUAUGACAUCCCGAGACUGGAUCUUCGCAGAUCUUUGGUCGUUAAGUAGAUACAUUAUAAUACAAUGAAAAAUUAAAACUAUUAAAAAUAAUUUAAAGGUCACUGCCAGAACAACCCAUUCAACUUUAAUAUUUUAAAACAUUUGGGAAACAACUGACUAGUUUCUUUUGUCGUUUAUGGCUUAAAAAUAUAUUUGCAUUUUUUUUAUAAUUGCAAAAAUUCGUGUUUACAGUACAAUUCAUCAAAAAACAUCACACGUAAGUUCAGUGUGGGUAAGAAUAGUUAGGAAGUGUGAAAAAAUGUUAAUUAGAUUGAA
Messenger RNA from Pocillopora verrucosa, 1892 nucleotides. RefSeq names its product platelet-activating factor acetylhydrolase IB subunit alpha1-like. The record is from RefSeq and is a predicted model, not a curated record. Lineage: Eukaryota; Metazoa; Cnidaria; Anthozoa; Scleractinia; Pocilloporidae. Gene Ontology annotation, molecular function: phosphatidylcholine lysophospholipase A1 activity.